AUGUAGCUUACUUCCUUAAAAUUAAACAAGAAUAUGUCAUCUUCUAACAUUUUAAAUACGCCUUCAUAUAUAGAAAAUAUAUCAAUAAUUAACAAUCCGUUCAAAAAAACUUAGUAGAUGUUUGAUAAUAGUCAGAUUACAGAUAAUUAAAAGACUGUUGCAAAUAUAAAUGAUAACAGUGACAAGAUUAAAAAGAUAGAUUCGCAUGUAAAGAGGCGUAUUACGUCAAAUAAAAACACAUUAGCAACUCUAAAAGGAACAAAAUAAGGAUUUGCAGUAGAUCAAAUUAUUGAAUUGAAAUAAGUUGAUGAAGAAAAUGAGUAAAAUAUCUAAGCUAAUAGUUAAAAAAAAGAGGGAAAUAAAUUUAAAGAUUUAUUGAUGAUGCUAAAAGCUAAAAAUUAUUUUAAAUAAUGGAGAAAGUUUAUGCCAAGUAGAAUGAUGAAAGUAUUAAAUUCGUGGCAUUACAAUUUGUUAAGUGAUAAAACGAUAGAGUUUCAAAAUGAAAAAAAAGAUUUUUGGAGUAUAGACAAUUAUAAAGGAGGUAAUCAUUUGGAAAUGGUAUCGCAAAGAAUAGGAAAUAAUGAAGAGGGAUUUUACUAAUCAGAGCUUAAGUUAAUGAAUUAAUAUGAUGCUUAAAAAAAUAAAAAUAUGAUAAUAACGUUUUUAAAGAGCAUACCACUAUUUUCUAUUAGUGGAAAAUUCCGUUUGAUUUGGGAUAUUUUAUAAAUGAUAGUUAUUAUGGCAUUUAACGGCUUCUUGCCUCUUUAUAUCACAUUUAAUAUUGCAUUUUAUGAUAUUAUACAUCCUUUUUUUGCCUAUUUGAUGUAUUUUCUUUUACUAUUUGAUAUUCUUGUAAAUAUGAAUACAACAUACUAUGAAUAAGGUAAACAAAUUGUAGAUAGAAGAAUUAUAAUUUUAAAAUAUCUUUAAACAUCGUUCUUACUAGACUUAAUACCUAUUUUACCAAUUACUAUCGAUCUAUUUAUAGUUUAAUUUGACUAUACUAUAUUGAGAUUUAUAUUUUUAGUCUUUUUAAUCAAGUUAAAUAGGAUGUAUUCUAUAAUAGGAAAAAUAUAAGAUUAAUUUCAUCUUGUUUCUUCAAUCAGUUCAUAUAUGCAACUAUUUAAACUACUUAUAGUUCACUUACUCGUUUCUCAUUAUUUUGCUUGCUUAUGGUUACUAAUUGGAAGAGCGUAAAGUGAUUAAAACUGGCUUGUUAAACGUGGUAUUGAAAAUUAAGACUGGCCAACAUAGUACAUUAACUCUUAUUACUUUAUCACUUUAACAAUGAUAACUGUUGGUUACGGAGAUAUUACACCAAUGACAAAUAUCGAAAUAGGAACAUGUAUUGUUAUUAUGACCACAGCUUGUGGUGUAUUUGCGUAUUCAGUUAAUGAAAUAGGAACGCUUAUCUAAGAUCUAAGAAAAAACUAACAAGAAAUCAAAAAGAAUCUGCAAACAAUAUCUCGAUACAUGCACAAUAAAAACAUCUCCAAUGAAUUAAGGUAUGAAAUUAGAGAGUAUUUACUUUAUUAUUGGACUGAAGAAUCAAACAAAGAUGGAGAAAAAGAAAAUUUGAUUAUCAACCAGCUAAGUGAUUCACUAAAAGAAACUUUGAUAAUAGAAGCAAACCAUUUAGUGCUGAGUGAUUCACCUGUGUUUAGAGAUAAUUUUUCCCCAGAAAUUUUAAAAAGAACCGUUCCCUUAAUUAAAGAAUUUAGGUGUACUCCAGAAGAGAUUAUUUAUUUUGAAGGAGAAACUGAUGAAGGAUGUAUUUACUUCAUUGAAAAAGGUAGUGUUGAAAUAUACAUAGACAUAUCAACAGGCGCAAAAGAAUAGUUUAAACCUUUAAAGUAGCUUAAAAAAGGAGAUAAUUUUGGAGCUAUUGGAUUUUUUACUGGGUUGCAUCGGACUUAGAGUGUUAGAAGUUUAGAAUUUACAACACUAUUGAUGAUUAAAAGAGACGAAUUUUUGCAAAUUUUGUAAGAAUUUCCUUAAGACUAUGAAAGAUUUUGCUAUCUGAGAGAUAAAAUUAUGAUCGUUAAAGACUACUAAAAGCUAGGAUUAAGAUGCUACUCUUGUAGGAGCUUCAAUCAUCAACUAAAUGAUUGUCCCUAUUUACACUAUGUUGCAAAUCGCCACAAAGUAAUCAGAGAUGCUAAUUUUGGAUUUAACGAAAGAAAUAAAGACUUCCAAAGGAUAAAUAAGAUUAAAUAUCGAAGAACAUUAUCAAUUUAAUAAGAUAUAGAUUAACAAGCAAGAAUUUAUUAUGAAGAGAAUGAUUAAAUAAUAGAAGAGCUUUAUGAUCAUUUAGAAACUUUUGAGUAGACUUAGAAUGAAAACCCUAGUUACUUUAAAUUUGAAUCUAUUGGUGGUGGAGGAGGAGGAGUUUCGUCAAUAAAUUAAAGAGAUAGCUACUUGAAUUAAAUGUCUACAGGUUUAAAACAAGAAUAAGAAGAAGAUGUGAGAACAAGUUCAAUGAAAGUCGUUAGAAAAGGCAAGCAAAGAAACACCCUUCUUCCACAGCAACCAGUUUUUAGAUAAAGAUUAUCUUAAGAUGAAGGAAUGUUGGUUAACAUAACAUCAAGCUUUGCUCCUCCUUCACAUUAACCAGAUGUAAUUAAGAGAAGUAGUGAAAGAAAAGGAACUAUUUAAAUUACACAAAACAGACAAAUAAAUAAAAAACUUAGUAGGAUUCCAAGCUCUGAUAGUAAACAUAUAGAAAAAAAUAUUGAAAAGUAGGGCACUGAAAAAUAACUGACUCAUUUUGCUACUAAUUUGCUUAUGGAGGAGAAAUUGUUUAUAAUUGUUGAAAUAGAUUAGAUAAAAAAUUUUGCAUAUUACUUUCCACAUAAUAAUGUUGACAAGGUAUUGUCUUACAAAAAUAAGAAUAUUCAAAAAAAUAUUAACUUUUUGAGAAAUAAAAAACGCUCAAAGCGUAGUACUAUAAAAUCGUCAAAUAAAGUAGAAACUUCAAGUUUGAAUUCUCUAUAUAAUAAGUACGAGUAACAAAAAGAUGGUGAGGAAUUAGGAAAAUAGCAGUCUAACUAUUCAAAAUAUCACAGCAGAGGUUCUGUGUUUUCUAGAAGGUAAUCUAAUAAGCACAACUCUAACUUUACCCAGAGGUCUAGCAGAAACACUUUUAAAUUAAAUAAUGUUUCUAAUUAUUUGUAGAACGGGUAGAAUGAACAGAAUUAACAUGAUGUGGACGAAUUAUAAAACUAAAUAGUUAGUCUUAAAGAGAAUGAAGAAAAUUUGAAUAGUUAAACAAAAAUUAGUUUUAGGUCUGAUAUUGAUGUUACAAUGUCUUACCCUCUACCCAACGAUAUAAUUAGUUAAAAAAACAAUAUUUUUUCUUAAUUUGUCAGUGAGAAAUGGGGCUAAGAUUCAUUUGGGUAAGGACAUAAGAUUAACUUUCUUAAUCCUUCAAAACCUUAUUUUGAAGAGUAAUAAGGAAAUUAGAUAAGUCCAACUGUCUGA
Tetrahymena thermophila SB210 is the source of this 3480-nucleotide messenger RNA. Its product is annotated as cation channel family protein. The record is from RefSeq and is a predicted model, not a curated record. The transcript has 4 exons. NCBI's taxonomy places the organism in Eukaryota, Ciliophora, Oligohymenophorea, Hymenostomatida, Tetrahymenidae.